Messenger RNA from Gigantopelta aegis, 5408 nucleotides. RefSeq names its product receptor-type tyrosine-protein phosphatase epsilon-like. The record is from RefSeq and is a predicted model, not a curated record. Gene Ontology annotation, biological process: protein dephosphorylation. The transcript is spliced from 23 exons. Lineage: Eukaryota; Metazoa; Mollusca; Gastropoda; Neomphalida; Peltospiridae. Gene Ontology annotation, molecular function: protein tyrosine phosphatase activity. The coding region runs from base 93 to 2801 and encodes 902 amino acids.
AUUUACAUAUGGUUUGCGAUGUGCUAACAACUGUCGUCAGCGAAAUUGUUUUGAAAACUCGUAUUGUGAUCACGUGAUUGGGAAAUGUGACCAUGGCUGUGGUCGAGGAUAUCAGAGUGAAGAUUGUACAACGCUGUGUCCGUCUGGAAGAUACGGUUACAAUUGUACUAUGUCCUGUGAGGAGAGGAAAUGUGCUAGAAACUCGGUGUGUGACAGAUAUAAUGGGACAUGUGACAGUGGCUGCCUCAAAGGCUGGGAGUUACCAGAUUGUACCACCAAUUGUCGACAUAAUACUUUUGGACCUAACUGCUUGUUCAACUGUACUGAACGACACUGUAAGGGAGACAACUCAAAAUGUGAUGCUGAAGACGGUAAUUGUCAAGAUGGCUGUCAGCCAGGCUGGAAGAAUGCAAAUUGCACUGAGAAAUGUGACGAGAGUUGGUAUGGUACUGGUUGUGUAUUUAAAUGUAACAAGAGACAUUGUCAGAAUAAAGCAGCCAGCUGUAAUCAUGUUGACGGAUCGUGUGGAGGAGAAUGUGAGAACAACUACAGAGGAACCGACUGUACAGUGUGAUGUUCGACAGUAUGGCCCAGAAUGCAAUUCGUCGUGCAGUGCCAGACACUGUAAAGCUAAUGAUGAAUCAUGUGAUCACGUGACUGGUUCAUGUAGUGGACCAUGUGAAGCUGGUUGGCAAGGAGACGACUGCACUCUCAACAUUGUACAGACUGCUGCACCUGAUGAAAAUCCAGGACCAAUUAUCGGUGGUGUCAUCGGUACUGCUGUCGUUGUCGUUGUCGUGACUGUCGUCGUCGUUGUGUUUCUGAGGAGAAGGAAACGUGCAAAGGACGACACCAAAGAUGGUGAACCAAUUGUACCAGAGAAUAAAUCAUCUACAAAAGAAAGAACACACCAUGAACCUGACGUCUCUACCUACGUUAAUGUCGAACUAUCCUCAACAAACUCUGCCAAAAGGUUUGAGGUAAACAAAACGUUCGCCAGUGCUGAAGUACCAGUCGUAACCACUGGUGAUGUAGCACUAGUGGUUGAUCAAGGAGAGGCAGAAGUCCAACAGCCUGACGAAGACGAGGAGGACAUCCAAGAUACUAAUACGUACUACAAUGAUGUCCAACUGGCAGCUCCUUCCUUCAGUCUGCCAGAAGAAGGUUUUGACGUCACAGAACUUGAAGGUAUCAUCGAAAGCAUCAGGAAUCAGCCUGGAGGAUUUCAAGCAGAAUAUGUUAAACUUCCAAGUGGGUUCAGUCAUCCGUACAAUGAUUCCCAGAUACCAGAAAACAGGUGCAAGAACAGAUACGCUGGUUACUACCCAUAUGACAACAAUCGUGUGAAACUAUCAGCACUGCCAAAUACUCCACAUUCUGACUAUAUCAACGCGAGUUACGUGGAUGCAUAUGAGAAGCCAAAUUAUUUCAUCGCAGCUCAAGCUCCAAAUAAAGAUACUUUACCAGAUUUCUGGAGAAUGAUCUGGGAACAGGACUGUGGACAAAUAGUUAUGUUGACAAACCUAGUGGAGGCUGGAAAGCAUAAGUGUGUGCCCUACUGGAGAGAUUCGGGAUCGAUGAAAGUUGGAUAUUUUGUUGUGGUGGUGAAGGACGUCACUGUACGAGCAGACUACAUCACCAGAAAGAUACAGAUCACACAAACGAAGUCUAAGAAAUGCAAGACAUUCGACCAUUACCACUUCACGUCAUGGCCUGACCACGGAGUACCUAAAGUGUUGGACUUACUGGAAUUCUUCUGGUUGACAAGAGAGACACCCCCGUCCCGCCCUGGUCCUGUCCUGGUACACUGCAGUGCUGGAAUUGGAAGAACUGGAACAUACAUCGCUCUACAUAUCCUGACAGAUGAGAUGAAAAAAACUGGAAGAAUAAACAUACUGGAAAUGAUGACCAAGAUCAGAGAUCAAAGAAAAAACAUGGUCCAGACAAAGAAUCAGUAUGAAUGCAUUUUCACAACAAUGCUUGAGGUUGUAGAGUAUGGACAGACGAGUAUGACCACAUCUGCAUACACACUAAAAUAUGCUGAACUAAACGGAUCUUUGAACAUGGGUAAAAAAACACUCGAUGAGCUAGCCGAGGUCAUUGCAUCUACUGAUACAUCUGAUACAGGUCUCCCGCUGAAGAACCAACUUUGGGUUGAUGGAAAGAAUGAUCUGUUCGUUGUUCAAGCUCCCUCCAAGCUACUCAGUAAAGGCUAUCUGUUGGUUUACUCUCCACAAAAAACAGCGAAUCUGCUGUGGAAACUGAUCAUGGAGAAUGAUUCACUGACUCUUGUCACCCUGGACAAGAAUGAUGGUAAAUUCAUCCCAAGUCCAAGCCAGUCCAGUGUGUAUGGAAAGGUGACUGUGACGUCGGUGACUGAAACUUAUGUCUCGAGAGAAAUAACGCUAAGAAUUCUUAAUGCUGAAAUCAAGGGAUCAGAUGAAAAGAAAGAAAUCGCCAACUUCUCCGUGCAGUCAUCGAGUAACAUGAAUAGCACUUCCACAGUGAUAAGCUAUCUGACAACUCUGACAGAACAAAUCCUGGACAGACAGACCAAUCUGAAAUUUCAUCCUGUCACAGUUGUCUUCGAUGAAUCUGACAAAAAGGAAGGUCUGUCAUUGUGUAUACUGAACAACAUCAUGUCUGCAGUUUCCCUUGACAAGCGAGUUGAGAUAUUUAACAACGUCAGAAGACUCCAGUCAGUGCUGCCAAGUCUUCAGUUAUCAGUGAAUGACUUCAAACUGUUCUGUGAUCUACCGUUCGCUCAAUUGGAAUCCACAAGCGUGUAUGUCAACAUGUGAACUGACUUAUGUCCGAACUGACCUGUGGUCAGUUAAAGAAGUAGUCAAUAAUGACAAUAGUGGUAGAAUAAUUAACAGAACUAUAUCGAGUUCAGAAACAGCUAACUGUAUGUUGUACAUAAUUAUGCAUAUACCAUGAUGAUAGUAGGGAAAGUGGCAAAUGAAAACAAUAUAGAUUUAUUCUAUUGUAAACUAAAUGCAAAUCCCAUAGUCCAUGGGCUACAAAGGGUCAGCGUGCACCGCCCACAUAACUCUACUACAUUGUAUUUUGAUGUCCUAAUAUAUCUUGAACAUGAAACCAACUAUUACAGUGAAUACAAUUAGGAUUAACUACUCAUUUGUCACGAGAGUUUAAGGGUACCCUGAAAAUGUACUUGUAUUCGUACGAACAUUUUUUUUUGGAAAAUUGAAUAAUCUUAUUUUGCCAUUCUUUCCCACAGGCUUGAUCUUACCUCACGCUUUCUAUCCCACCUAUGGUCCACUAUUGAUGUAAUCAAAUAUUUGUGCUAAUAUAUUUUUGAUGACAUUGGACCUAACCUUACUGGUGGAUCAUUUACACUUACAAUAUUGAUAUAUAGUAUAGUAUGUAUAUGUAUAUGUAUAAUCUCGUUGGGUGGAACUCGUUAGAGGGUCGAAUACAGCGUUUUGAAUCAAAAACGAAGUCCAGAGUUACACUUACACGAUGUUUACCUAAUGGUUAGGUCGAACUACCCAAUGGGUCGAACACUUUCUCGAGCACCGACGAGGUUCGAGCCAACGAGAUUCAACUGUAUAUAGAGAGGAUUCGUCACGAGUAUUUGUUAAUAUGGAAAAUGGAAAUAUGGAAAAAGUAUAUUUUAAUCCGUAUUUGUCGAGGCUCUGCUGUGACAAAUACCGAUUAACUGCAUGAGGUUGAUAUUUUACAUAUUAAAAAAACACGAGUAGCGAAUUCUAUUUAUCCUAUAACACUUCUAAAAUAACUUGUUUUAUUGAUUUUGUAGUAAAUUACAGUACUAACAUCGCCGCUAUCGGUAAUAUGGCGUCAUUACGUUAGCACAAAUUAGUUUGACGUCACGCAUUUUAACUAAAUCUUUGAAAACGUUUAGUUCAGGUACACAUGACUUAUUGACUUGUAAGCAAAUUACCCAUUCACAGCAACACCAUUACCUAGAAACCUUGCAACGUUGCAUACUUUUCGGGUUAAUACUCUAAAUUAUUACCCUCCUGGCGAAGAUAUAUCGGUGUCGUACAAAUUUCGUACGCACCACCAGGUUUGUAUUACAAACUGUAUUUUUAUUUGUCAACAGGGACCAGAGUCCAUUUCGAUUGGUUGGUCAGCGACCUUAUUGGCAUAACGGCACUAUUUGUCCAUUCAUAAUUAAUGUCAAGGUCAGUAACAUCCCACAAUAUUUACUACAAAUGCCAUUCACCGAUUCAGCAAUGUCAUUCAUUAAAAGUUGCUGUACACCGGACCGCGCGAGAAAUAAUUUUAAAUAAAAAAUAAAAAUAAAAUAAUGAACAGAACAAUAAUUAAACAUAUUUAUUAUUUAUUAUGUGGAUUUUUGUUCAUCAAAUUGUUAUUAUCAGUUGACAGUCACUUUUUGGACCCUUGUUUUGGCUCCGUACACAAUAAAUGAAAAAUAUCCAACGUUAACUUUUUCAUAUGAUAUAUUUGACAAAAUGUACUUUACAACAGACACCAGAGUCCAUUUCGAUUGGUUGGACAGCGACCUUAUUAGCAUAACGGGAGUAUUUCCAAUGACCUUCACGUUUUACAAUGCAACAAACUCAGGAAUGUCCCUUUAAAAGAUGCAAGAAAUCACUUUCAUCUUUUAAAGGGACAUUCCUGAGUUUGUUGCAUUGUAAGAUGUUUCCGACUAAUAAAAUAGUUAACCUAGUACAAAUAUUAGAACGAUCAGAAACACGUUUAAUAUACAGCUACUAAUAUUGUAUGCAGAAAAAUAUAUUUGAUAUGUAAUUACAAUCGUUAAAAAGUCUGUGUUAAUCGAUAAUAUCUUGAAAAGUGCAGCAAACCCAGGAAUGUCCCUUUAAAACUUAAACUUAAUAUUUUGUGCAGAUUUAUGAAAAAGAAAGAAGAAAAAGCGACCUGUAAACAGCCUUGUCUGCAUGUUAGAGAAAUUUAACAGAGGUCAAUGUUGGUAGACCAGUUUUUAUUUUAAUGUGGCGAAGCAUUGUAAUAAUAUAGCUAAUUUUGAUUUUGAAUGACGUCAGAAUUCUAAUGACGUCACAUUGCACCUCCUUACAAUAACCAUAAAUUGUGUACAUGAUGUUUCCGUUUUACGAAUGCUGGAGAAAAUCCAGUACAAAAUUCCUAUUGAUUUUUUGUUUGUUUGAACAUUACUAAUGCACAUGAAUGUGUUUGAAAACCAAUCCUGUGAUUAACAAAUUGUACAUUUUACGAAAUAUGGAUUUCAAGUGAAAUUACGGUAAGAUAUGCUAUAUUUAUUGUGUACAAAGCCAAAACAAGGGCACGAAAAGACUGUCGUCGAUCUUAAAGUUGUAACUUUAGUUUUCCGGUGAACUCGGCUGCUUUUGGAAGUGACACGUGUUUAACUGCAAAAACACUUGUUAUUCCCUUAUUGGUGGGAUUUUUGGUCAACAAAUUGU